CCAGCUGCUGGUCAAACGAAUGAUAUCGAUCUUGAUUCUUCUGCUUUCCUGCCGAUAUCUCGCUCCCGAACUUCCAGAGGAAGAGGCCUCGGCCGGCGUGGCGUGGUCAGUGGUCUCCAGCACAAUGGAACUCGUGGUUGUGGUUUGCCUUUUUUGGCCUCGGGACCCGGUAGUAGUGGUUCCCCCACUAAUCCGUCUCCGGCUGUCUUGGGGCCUGGAUCUGAGUCUCAAUUAUUGGCCGGAGAACUAGCCAGCAUUGGCGCAGAAAUCGUUCUUGGAUCUGGUGGUGAACAGCUUCGUUCGCUGCGCUCAUUCUUCUCGCCUCGUCGCGGCAGCACCGGUCGGCCUCGUGGUCGGCCCAAGGGCUCAAAAAACAAGAAGACACUUCUGGGCAUGCUUGGGACUGUGGGACAGACCGUGCUUCCCGAGAAUUCCGGCAUGCGUAUAAGUCUCAGUGGUGUUGCGUCGCCAUAUCUGCAGGGUAGUGUAAGCUCGCUUCGAGUAGAGGCAGCUCCAUUAUCAGGCCAAGAGGAUUUGGUGGUGGGGUAA
Protopolystoma xenopodis is the source of this 549-nucleotide messenger RNA. Lineage: Eukaryota; Metazoa; Platyhelminthes; Monogenea; Polystomatidea; Polystomatidae. The record is from the annotation of a GenBank genome assembly.